CUUUUUUCCAAGAGGGAAAACCUCAUCAGUUAGGUUGUUCGUCUCAAUGACACAGAGCAGUGGAGGCGCCAGUGGCAACACUUCAUCAGCCAACACUACACUGAGUGAGUGAGCGAGUGAGCGAAAACCAUGCUCCAUUAUUAGUUCAUUGUCACAGGACAAUGAAGUCACUCCUAAUUGGUACACUAUGGGUGUUGGCUACUGCGACGAGUUGUGUGGCUCUGCUCGGAGUCUCCACCCUGAUGCCAACAGGUCGGAUUGCAUGUCCAAGACAUCAUUGUACCGGUAGAUUGGGACGUGGGUAUGCCGACCAUCGCGACAGUGUGAUCUUGUUCAUGGGAAAGGGAGAUGGCAAGAAACGAAAAAAGAAGAAAGCGGCUACCACUAGUGGUAGUACAUCACCACCAAGUGUCGACAGCAACAACAACACUCCCCAACCCCUCAGAGUCAGCACAGAUAUCAACAUUCCCGUCAAACAUCAAAUACGAAUGGCACAAAUCAAUAAACAAUAUGCCAAACAAAGGGCCAAUCCGAGUUUUCGCAAGAAAAAAGUGGUGCGCACCAGUUAUCGAAGAACGUGGGAUGAGGAAGAAAUUGAACAAAAGAAAGAGGAACGAAAGAAGCGUGGACAAGACAUCAAUUGGGAUGUUGUUCUCAACCAGACCAAGGCAGCUCCUCUGGUGAUAGUGGACGGGUACAACAUUAUCUACAAAUGGCCUCGCCUCAAAAAGCACAUGACAAAGGGAGAUCCACAGAGGGCGAGAGAGUUGCUGGUCGAUGAUUUGGAAAACUUGAGUUCCAUCAAGGGAUGGAGGAUCGAAGUGGUAUUCGAUGGAACUCGAAAGUCCAAUAUAGGACCCUUGGGCCAUGGCGCAACGGGAAGCAAAACCAAAGUCACACAAAUGGAUCUCGCCACCAACAAGGAAGUUUCCAAACACGGUGUGCGAGUGGUCUUUACGGGUCGAGGCAUUGAAGCGGAUUCGUACAUUGAAAGUCGUUGUGCCAAAGCCAAGGAGGUUACCGAUGGACACAUUUCGGGAUCCUUUAUUGUGGCCACGGACGAUGCCAUGAUCCGACUGGCCGGACAAAAUGCCGGGGCCAUGUGCAUGGGAGCCGGUCGCUUUGUGGACGAACUCAAAGCCUUACGAAAAGCAAUCAACUACCGUGUCGAAGCGGCCGUCGCCAAGGUCAAUGGACAGACCAUGCGUCCCGAGUCUCUCCAGGGUACCUACUUUCAUAACUUUGGACGAGGGUCAGUACUCGUGGAAGACAAACGACAACAAAAACUAGAACGAAAGCUACGUAAACAGCAGGAACAACAACAACAACAAGAGGAAGUAGACACUGUGGAAACUGAAGUUGAAUUGGAUGAGAAUGGGAUUGAGCGCAAGUUCCAAACCAAUUUUGCUCAGGUUCCAAACCAAACCAAAACCUGGACAUGAGCUGAAGCAUCGCUGCAGUAUCUAUCUUCAGUAGAAGAAGUGGUGGAGGGAUUCCCCGACACUAAAAGGACUUCUUGCCGUUACACCCAUUUGAGAACAUCCUCAAAGCAUGUAUCAACGGACGCAGCACCGGACCAAAUGCGGCGGGGACGGGUUCUGAAACCACAAUCGCCUCCUUCAAACUCACGAUGAAUCAAGAGCAUGCAAGUCAUUGCUUGAAGCAUUUGGGCUUCCCAAUGCUUCGGCCAAAGCAGGCUCAGACGACUCGCUCUGUUGUUAACAAGGCAAGACCCAAGCCGAACGGUUCAGUUUCAUCAGCGGCUCUGACGCAUUGCCAUCCACAGCUCUUGUCAUCCCUAGCUAUAGCAUUACUAAAAUACUACUAGCUAGUACCUACUGUUGGUUGU
This is a messenger RNA of Seminavis robusta, 1849 nucleotides long. Lineage: Eukaryota; Bacillariophyta; Bacillariophyceae; Naviculales; Naviculaceae. The record is from the annotation of a GenBank genome assembly.